GAUGGCGGGCGUGGGCCUGAUCCUGCUGGCCAUCUUCCUGGGCCUGUUCCUGCACAAGGCUCUGAACAAGCCGCCUUUCACCCGAGAGCGUCCUCCACUUGUGCCACUGCCUUUGCAGAAGAGGAAUGCUAUAGGGGUCUAUCCUCCUGGCAAUUAUUUGUUCGACACGGUCCCAGACGCCACCAGCUCUUCAAGCAGCGUUACUCUGAAAGGCUUUACAAUGCACCUGGAGGGGGUGAUAGACAGCAAAGUUGUGGAUAGCAGCAUCCCUGGUGAUGAGGAUCUCCCCACACAGGGCAUCUCUGUGCUCCACAUAUCCAGCCAGAGCCAGGUGGCCCAUGGCCCUUCCCAGAAUUCCCUGCACCGGAGCAUCAGUCAGCUCCUUGACACUCAUGACAAGAAGUCGCUGAUGGAUGAUGGGCUGUGGGACACAAUGGUGCAUGGCUAUGACAGCGGCAUGUUUAUGGAAGACGAGGUGUUUGUGGAAACUAUCAAAGGCUUCAGUACAGUGAGGAAGGAGCACACCAUGUUUACAGACACAAACUUGUAGCAGAACUCCAUGUCAAUGUGAAAUUAGACUCAAGUUGUUACUCCACCUCCCCAAAAGAACAUCACAUGUUGGUGCUGUCAAGUCCAGCUUCAGAGCCGGGCAUCGUGUACCCUUGGAAACGACUAUCCCAGCCUCUGAUUCACCAAGCACCUGGAGGUGUACAAAGAAACUCUCAAGGACGUAUCGUGGAACUGGGGGUGAUUUACCAGAUAACUGAGACAGCAAGAGAUUCAUAUGCAAAUAUUUAUUCAUAUGCAAAU
Brienomyrus brachyistius is the source of this 810-nucleotide messenger RNA. RefSeq names its product usherin. The coding region runs from base 2 to 550 and encodes 182 amino acids. The transcript has 4 exons. NCBI's taxonomy places the organism in Eukaryota, Metazoa, Chordata, Actinopteri, Osteoglossiformes, Mormyridae. The record is from RefSeq and is a predicted model, not a curated record.